Molecule: messenger RNA, 890 nt
Organism: Thrips palmi
Lineage: Eukaryota; Metazoa; Arthropoda; Insecta; Thysanoptera; Thripidae
Gene: Tctp
Product: translationally-controlled tumor protein homolog
Exons: 5
Coding region: 128-646 (172 amino acids)
Cellular component (GO): cytoplasm
Molecular function (GO): calcium ion binding
Source: RefSeq, a predicted model, not a curated record
CACGAACACACCCGAAGCUUUCUUUCUUUUCUUCUUCCCGCCUUUCGCUCUUCCUUUCCGGUUCGCCGCGAGUAAGGUUUACGUUGCUUUCGGCCGACGCCGUUAAUAUCUUUCCCCAUCUUCCAAAAUGAAGAUCUAUAAGGAUAUCAUUACAGGUGAUGAGAUGUUCUCAGACACCUACAAAAUUAAGCUGGUUGAUGAAGUCAUGUAUGAAGUCUAUGGCAAGCUGAUUCAACGGAAGCAGGGAGAUGUUCAAAUCGACGGUGCCAACCCAUCUGCUGAGGAAGCUGACGAAGGUACCGAGACUACUGUUGAGUCAGGAGUUGAUAUUGUUCUGAACCACCGACUUACCGAGUGCUUUGCCUUCGGUGACAAGAAGUCCUACACCCUCUACCUUAAGGACUACAUGAAGAAGCUCGUUGAAAAGCUCCAGGAGAGAGAUCCUGAGCAGGUUGACGUCUUCAAAAACAACAUCAACAAAUACAUGAAGGAUGUCCUUGGCAGGUUUAAGGACCUCCAGUUCUUCACCGGUGAAUCCAUGGAUGUUGAUGGCAUGGUUGCCAUGGUUGAGUACCGUGACAUCGACGGUGACAGUGUGCCAGUCUGUAUGUUCUUCAAACACGGUCUGGAAGAGGAGAAGUUUUAAUCAUGGACUGCAAAGUGCUAAAUGUUUAACUAACAAAAUAAAGAACUAUUCAGUGUGGAAACAUGUGGAGUGUAUCUGCUGAAGCACUGCUUUUAUGAUUGUAAAUAAGGCUCAGACCAGUUUUUGUAUUUAUUUUUACUGGAGGAUGGGGAAAGACAUUGCAAGAAACCAAAAUAUUUAUACUAAACCUCAUGUGGGUAUGAAAUUUUAGGAAAAAUAAAUUCAACCACCUUUUUCUAUGUAA